Diabrotica balteata is the source of this 2445-nucleotide messenger RNA. The record is from the annotation of a GenBank genome assembly. Lineage: Eukaryota; Metazoa; Arthropoda; Insecta; Coleoptera; Chrysomelidae.
CAAAAUCAUCUGUUUUUCAGAGCAAGUGAGUCAUUCCCCAAUUCUCUACAUUGAUUAUCACAAAUAAUUAAAGUCAUUGAUUACAUUUUGUGCAAGUUUUUAACAAAAUGUCUUUGUUUCGAACUGGCAAAAACAUCGAUGUUUUACUUGAUAAAGCAACCAGUCAUUUAUUAAUGGAACCCGAUUGGGUAUCUACGUUGCAAAUAUGUGAUUUAAUUAGACAAAAUGAUGUUCAACCUAAACAAGUCCUGACCUCAUUGAAAAAGAAACUAACUUCUCAAAAUCCUCACUCAGCUUUAUAUGCCCUGUUAGUUUUGGAAAGUUUGGUCAAAAAUUGUGGUACUGUAGUUCACGAAGAAUUAACACAGAAGACAUAUUGUGACUUUUUACAUGAGCUGGGGAAAACUACACCCCAUGAAAAGGUCCGUAGUAAGCUAUUGGAAUUGAUCCAGACUUGGAAUUUUGCUUUUAGAAAAAAUCCCAAACAUGGAGCUCUCAAGAACAUUAUGACCUUGAUGAAGGCGGAGGGUUACAAGUUUCCGACAUUGCGGGAAUCAGAUGCGAUGUUUUCGGCCGAUACUGCUCCAGAAUGGGCCGACGGGGAUGUUUGUCACAGGUGCAGAGUUCCGUUCAGCAUGAUCCAAAGGAAGCACCAUUGCAGAGCGUGCGGGCAAGUGUUUUGUGGACAGUGUACAUCGAAAACGUCAACUUUGCCGAAGUACGGAAUUGAAAAAGAGGUAAGAGUUUGUGAUUCGUGUUACGAUGAAGCAACUAAACCAUCUGCAGCUUCAAAAGCGGCUUUAUCCAAGGCAGAAUCAGAGCUUCCAGAGGAAUAUUUGAAGAGUUCAUUAGCCCAGCAAAAACAGGAUCCUCCUAAAAAGAGCGAGGAGGAGUUACGAGAAGAAGAAGAAUUCCAGUUAGCUUUGGCCUUAAGCCAAUCAGAAGCCGAAGCAAAAGAAAAGGAAAAAUUUAAGAUUACAUCAAAUAUUUAUAACGUUAAAGUGGAACCGACUCCAGUGGUAGAACGACCACAGACUCCGCCACAGCAGGAAGAAACAAAUCCAGAGCUAGCCAGAUACCUGAACCGAUCUUAUUGGGAAUCUCUACAAACAAACGACCAAAACGAACAUGGCCGUCCAGCAAGUCCAUCGGCGCCUGCUACGGCACCCACCCAAAAUAUCGACAUAAUUAAAUAUAAAUCAAAGGAAAAACGGUUUAGCUGAUAACGACCUAGAGGAAUUCAUGAGAACUCUAAAGAGCCAAGUCGAAAUAUUUAUAAAUAGGAUGAAAAGUAAUUCUAGUAGAGGAAGAUCAAUUACUAAUGACACUGGAGUCCAGACGCUUUUUAUGAACAUCACCGCUAUGCAUUCGAAACUUUUACAUUACAUUCAGGAGCACGACGAUAGUCGAAUUCACUAUGAACGUCUCCAAGACAAACUAACACAAGUGAAGGAUGCUCGCGCUGCAUUGGAUGCUCUUCGUGAAGAGCAUCAUGAAAAACUAAGAAGGGAGGCUGAAGAACAAGAGAGAAUGCGCCAGAUGCAAAUGGCUCUUAAACUAGAAGUUAUGAGAAAGAAGAAAGAGGAAUAUCUUCAAUAUCAAAGGGAGCUGGCUUUACAACGUGUUCAAGAACAGGAGAGAGAAAUGCAAAUGAGACAAGAACAACAAAAACAACAGUACAUGAUUCCACCAUUUGGAUAUAUGGGAUCUCCUGUACAUGGACAGCCAUUCCCCCCGAACACAGCUCCUCCUAUGGGUAACUAUAACACAUAUCCAUUCCCGCAGCAACAUAUGAUACCACCUCAGAGUGCUCCAGGACAGGUACCUGUUAACCAAGGACCACCUCAUGGUUCUUUGCCUCCUCAACAAGCCCACAAUCCAGCACUUGGGCCUCCGCCAGGUUUCCCCCAAGGUCCACCAUCAUCUACCACGUCCAUUCCUAAUAACCCCCAUUCCCGAUAUGGUCCACAUGGAGUCCCAUCACAACCAAUGUUAGGAACCGCAAUUCCUGCUGUUGGAAUACCUAACAUGCCACCUGGACACCAUAAUCAAGGUGGUAUGCCAAGUCAACAUCAAAGUGGUAUGCCUCCUCAACAAGGUGGAAUGCCUCACCAAACAGGAAUGCCCCCACAAGGUGGAAUGCAUCCUCAACAGGGUGGAAUUCCACAAAACCAGGGGUUGCCACAGCAAGGGCAGGUGACGCCACAAUUUCAACAACCUGGAGCUCCGCCAGCCAGUCCCCAAGUACAAUCAAAUGGCGAAGCACAAACGGCUGAGUUAAUUAGUUUUGACUAAAUAGUUUAUUAGCAUUUUUGUGAUAACUUUCUCCUAUACUCCUUAAUUACUAUUAUAACCAUGUUAUUAGUCAAACGGAAGGAUUUUUAUUAAAAUUUUUAUUUGUGUAAAAGAUAUAUAUGUAAUACUAUAAUAAAGACAUUAAUUUUA